This is a messenger RNA of Bacillus rossius redtenbacheri, 1607 nucleotides long. RefSeq names its product ras-related protein Rab-1A (gene Rab1). Gene Ontology annotation, biological process: vesicle-mediated transport. The record is from RefSeq and is a predicted model, not a curated record. Gene Ontology annotation, molecular function: GTPase activity; GTP binding. NCBI's taxonomy places the organism in Eukaryota, Metazoa, Arthropoda, Insecta, Phasmatodea, Bacillidae. The coding region runs from base 214 to 831 and encodes 205 amino acids. The transcript is spliced from 7 exons.
CGAUAUGUUUUUCAGUUAUAGUAUCGGAAGGCUUUCCUUGCCACUUGGCAUUACGUCAAUGUUGGAGACCCCUAUAGGGACAUAUUGGUUGUACGGGGCAGGUAGCCAUUAUUAAUAUUUUGCUAGAUAUAUAUUUGCAGUUUGGGCACAGUCAGGUGAUUACGAAAACGAAUAAGGUGUCAGUGGUAGUUUGCAAGUCAAGGUGAUCGUUUUAUGUCCACAAUGAAUCCUGAAUAUGACUACCUGUUCAAAUUGUUGCUGAUUGGAGACUCUGGCGUUGGCAAGUCCUGUCUGCUGUUGAGAUUUGCGGAUGACACGUACACAGAAAGCUACAUUAGCACAAUUGGAGUAGACUUUAAAAUUAGGACAAUUGACCUAGAUGGAAAAACUAUAAAGUUGCAAAUUUGGGACACGGCCGGCCAGGAGCGGUUCCGCACCAUCACCUCGAGCUACUACCGGGGAGCUCACGGCAUCAUCGUGGUGUACGACUGCACAGACCAGGAGAGCUUCAACAACGUGAAGCAGUGGCUGGAGGAGAUAGACCGCUACGCCUGCGACAGUGUCAACAAGCUGCUGGUCGGCAACAAGUGCGACCUCACCACGAAGAAGGUCGUGGAUUACACCACCGCCAAGGAGUAUGCCGACCAGUUGGGCAUUCCCUUCCUGGAAACGUCUGCAAAGAACGCGACGAAUGUAGAACAGGCCUUCAUGACCAUGGCUGCUGAGAUAAAGAACAGGGUCGGGCCACCUUCGUCUGCUGCCGACACGACUAACAAAGUGAAGAUAGACCAAGGCCGGCCCAUAGAGACGACCAAGUCAGGAUGCUGCUGAAACUAAUCAGGUUCUGAAAGUGCGACAGUGUGCAUAUUGAGUCGUGACCUACGUCAACAUUACACUUACAGUGGAUGUUUCAGAUGCUUUGGACUUGUGUACCAGUUUUUUUAUAACUAGAAGUUAAUUCCAAAGUGUUGCUGGAAUUUCCUUGUUUGUGUACUUGGUCACAUACCAGGAACGAAAAGGAAAAAAGACUAAACAUAAACAUAUAUACAUAAUAUAAUUUUUUUAAGCAACAAUUUUUUGAUCUAAACCUGUAUUGGAAGAUGUGCACCAGUAUAUAAAUAUUUUGCACAGAUCCUGCUAAAUUGUUGGUCUAUAGAAUUUGUGAGAAGUUCGCAGUGGAAAGUGUCAUCGUUGGCCCAAGUAAUGAAUUUCAGAGACUUGAAAAGAAAUUUGUAUUUCUAAGCAUUUCGCACCAUGUAACAUAUAUAAAUAUACAUGCAUAUUAUACAUAAUAUAAAUAUGUAAACGUAUUUUGUUUAUUUUUAGUUAAUAAAGAAAAGGUUUAGGACUGUUCUUGUGGGGAAGCAAGUUCAUAACAUUCUUCAACUGCUUUCAGUGUUUUCAAGGUUCAUCGCGUUAUAGACAGUAGCAGAAAACGCUUCUCGCAACUUUUCUUUAAUUUUUGUUUUCAAGAGAAUCUGUGUUGGUUGCCGUGUGAAGUUUCAUAGUGAAGCGUCUCGUCAUUCCAUAAGUUAUUGUUAGUUUAUUACUGAUAAAUUUGUAGUCUGUGUUUCUUCAGAAUGUAAGUGAAUAAAUGUGCUAAACGA